Molecule: messenger RNA, 1665 nt
Organism: Penicillium roqueforti
Lineage: Eukaryota; Fungi; Ascomycota; Eurotiomycetes; Eurotiales; Aspergillaceae
Exons: 4
Coding region: 1-1665 (554 amino acids)
Biological process (GO): amino acid transmembrane transport
Cellular component (GO): membrane
Molecular function (GO): amino acid transmembrane transporter activity
Source: RefSeq, a predicted model, not a curated record
AUGUGCAAAAAUUUUGACGACCAUGGCAUUAACACCCCAAUUGCGUCUAACCCGAAAGUUCCUCACUACGAAGACGGGGAAAUGAAAGAAACUGGCGAUAUAGAAAAUGCUGCAGGCCAGCUCAAGGAGAUUCACCAGUUCAGACAGGGUCUUCAUGAGCGACACAUUCAGAUGAUUGCCCUCGCCGGCACGGUGGGGACGGGUAUUUUCCUCAGUUCGGGCCGUGCCAUUGUGGAAGCUGGACCACUGGGUGCGUUCUUGGCGUACACAAUUAUUGGCGCUACGGUUGCGAGUGUCGUCUUCGGCGUUGGUGAAAUGGGAGCCCUAGCACCUCUCAAUGGCGGUGUUAUUCGAUACGCAGAGGUCUUCUGUGACCCCGCGCUCGCGUUCGCCAACGGAUGGAACCAAGUAUACUCCUACACUGUGUCGAUUCCGUCGGAAAUUGUCGCUGCGGCUGUUAUUAUCGAGUUCUGGAUCACUGUCAAUAACGCAAUAUGGAUUACUGUGCUUGGUGCCCUCAUGCUUUCGACCGCGUUUGUCUUUGUUCGCGUGUACGGAGAGCUCGAGUUUGGCUUUUCGAUCCUCAAAAUUAUGCUCAUCAUAGGCAUCAACAUCAUGGCUUUGGUGAUUACCUGUGGAGGAGGCCCGGAUAAGACGUCCAUCGGAUUUGCCUACUGGAAAGCCCCCUAUGGCCCCUUCAUCCAGUACCUGGGAGUGGGUGGGUCCCUCGGCCGAUUUUUAGGAUUCUGGAAAACAUUCGACAACGCUCUCUUCGCUUACUCUGGUAUCGAAAACUUCACCCUCGCUGCAGCCGAGACGCGAAAUCCUCGUCAAGCUAUUCCUAUGGCCGCCAGACGUAUCUUCAUCCGAAUUUUGCUCUUCUACGUGGUGACAAUCUUCAUGGUUGGUCUGGUUGUUUCAUCUGCCGAUCCGAAUCUUCUGGGCUCGUCCGGGACAGCCUCGCAGUCCCCUUUUGUUAUCGCAGCUCGCCAUGCUGGUAUCAAGGUCGUUCCCUCGAUUAUCAACGCAGUUGUUCUCACGUCAGCAUGGUCCUCCGGAAACAGCAAUAUCUUGGGUGGUUCCAGAAUCCUAUACGGCAUGGCGACCCAGGGCCACGCCCCUGCUGUCUUCAAGCGUAUCAACCGAUUUGGUAUCCCUUGGGUUGCAGUCUCACUCUAUGGCGUUUUCAUGGCACUCGGAUAUAUGAGUCUUUCCAGUUCGGCCAGUACGGUAUUCACAUGGCUGCAGAAUCUUGUCUCGAUCUCUACUCUAGUGAACUUGAUGUGCAUCUGCAUUGUUUAUCUUAGAUUCUACUACGGAUGCAAGAAGCAGGGAAUCGAUCGCUUCAAGGAGCUCCCGUGGGCAGCACCUUUUCAGCCAUACAUAACAUGGAUCUCCUUGAUCAUAUACAUUAUUUUGUUCUUCACUGGAGGGUUUUCGACAUUUAUGCGGGGCCAUUGGAAUACUGCAACCUUUGUUUCGACUUAUUUCAACCUGCCGUUCAUCGUUAUUGUGUAUUUUGCCUACAAAUUCUGGGCAAAGACGAAGAUCAUCCCGCUGGCGGAAAUUCCAAUUCGGCCUUUCAUCGAAAGCUGGCACAAAAAUCCGGAGCCGAUGCCGAAGCCAAAGCGCGGUCUUGCGAAACUCAAUAUUUUGUGGUCAUGA